AGCAUGCAGUCGACCAGCUCGCAGAAGCGCAGAAGGGUCGUCCGAGCCUGCGACCGCUGCCGGAAGUUGAAGAUCAAGUGCUCUGGAGACCUCCCGUGCAUCCACUGCACCGUCUACAGCUACGAGUGCACCUACGACCAGCCAAACCGCUCCAAGCGGAAAGGGCCCAGCUCUGUUGCUGUCCCUGCAACCAGGUUCAACUCUUCCACCGUCUCCAUUUUGGCAUCCUCGAACCCAGAGCUGUUCUCAAAGCUUACAGACAGGUUGAAGUUGUACGAUGAUAUUCUACACCGCCUCUUGCCCGAAAUCAAAUUGACGGACUUGAACGAUAACCCAAAACCCAUAAACCCAAUGAAGUUGAUGUCCGCGCUGAACAAGUUGAAGGGCAUGGGCAAGUCGAUCUCAAAGUCGUCAAGCAAGCAUAUCGCAAAAAUGUACGACUCGAUUGCAUCUCCUCCGCUGGUCAAACCAAAGGCUGUCUCCAUAAGCAGUAACUCCCACAUCCAGGGCUUGGACACAAAUAACAGCCAGUAUCAGGGCAUCGAUGGAUCCUUAGAAUCCACUCUCGGUAAAGAAAUUAAGAUCAUCUUGCCUUCCAGAGAAGUGGCUCUUGAUCUCAUUACCAAGACCUGGGAGAACGCUUGCGUUCUAUUCAGAUUCUACCAUAGAGUUGCUUUUGUUGAAGAUCUCAAUGAAUUGUACGAUACAGAUCCGAACCAGUAUACGAACAAACAACAACGGUUUUUGCCGCUGGUAUACUCGGUCAUGGCCUGCGGUGCUCUGUUUUACAAAAGUGACGAAAAUACAAACCACUCGAGACUAGACAGCAACACACAAAACAGCGACACCAACAGUAAUGACGGAAACAGCAACGCAAACACUCCGGGAUCACUCCACUACGACUACAUCCAAAGAAAGGAUUUUGAAGAUGAAGGUUAUAGAUACUUCAUUGCAGCAAGAAAAUUGAUCGAUAUAACCGAUACUAGAGAUACUUACGGCAUCCAAACAAUCGUGAUGUUGAUUAUCUUCUUACAAUGCUCGGCAAGGUUAUCAACUUGCUAUGCCUACAUCGGUAUUGCCCUGAGAGCAGCCUUGAGAGAAGGUCUACACCGUAAAUUGGACUACCCAUUCAACCCUAUUGAACUCGAAAUUAGAAAAAGACUCUUUUGGACAAUUUACAAGAUGGAUAUUUACGUGAACACUAUGUUGGGACUUCCAAGGACCAUUAGCUCAGACGAUUUCGACCAAGAUAUGCCGAUCGAAUUGGAUGAUGAGAAUAUCACCGUCAGCGGUUAUAGAUGGGACAGACAGGGUGAUAGACUCUCAAGUGCCGGGAUUGCCAAUGCACACACUCGUUUGAUCUUUUUGAUGAAAGAGGUGGUGACAAAGCUUUAUCCGAUCAAGCCCAAAAAGAAUAUCGGCAACAACGGUAAUAGUAACAAUAACCAUAAUAGUGAUGAUCACAAUAACAGCAAUAACAACAGAUCUGACCUGAUUCGGAACAAUUUUGUUUACGAUUUGGAGCUAAAGCUACAGGAUUGGAUGAACAGUCUACCGCUCGAGUUGAAGCCCGGUGUAGAACCACCGGGGCAGUACUUGAAAGCGAACCGUCUUUUACACAUCUCCUACUUGCAUGUUAAAAUCAUUCUUUACCGUCCAUUCAUCCAUUACAUUUCCACCAACGUGCGAUCGAACUCUUUGAACGAUUUGACAUGUAUCGAGAAGGCAAAGAACUGUAUCAAUGUCGCACGGAUUGUGGUGAAGUUGGCCGAAGAUAUGAUCAACAAGAACAUGUUAAGUGGAUCGUAUUGGUUUUCAAUCUACACAAUUUUCUUCUCUGUCGCGUGCUUGGUCUACUAUGUUCAUUUUGCGCCUCCUAUCAACAGGGACGGACAGCCAGAUCUAGAGUAUAUUGCGAUCAAGAAGGAUGCCGAGAACGGUAAAAGAGUGUUGGACAUUUUGAAAGAUAGUAGUAUGGCUGCACGCAGAACCUACAAUAUCUUGAACGCACUUUUCGAACAACUGAACAGGAAGACAGCAAGAGCAGGUGUCAAUAAUAGCCCGCAGUUUGUUCCUGCGCACGCGGGGACUCCUGAGUAUACUAAGCAGAGACAACAGCAGCAACAGAAACAGCAGCAAAAGCAAUCUCACCAACAGCAACAGUACACUCGUCACCAACACCAAUACUCGAACACUUCUCAGCCAGAGUCAGUUGAAAGCCAGUACAAUAUGGGCAAUACAAAUGUGGGGAGUUUAGAAGAUCCGAGUUACACUGAUGUCAACAGUGGUAUCGACCUUGCUGCCAACAAUGAUGGCUACCAGCGGUUUGGCGGAUCUACGUCCAACGGGUCACUCAGAUCACCUCAAAUGCAGACUCCUUAUGUUCCUGGUCCUAUGGAUCAGAUGGACAUGAAGAUUUUCGGCCGAUUCUUGCCCCCAUAUAUGCUCAACAAC
This is a messenger RNA of Pichia membranifaciens NRRL Y-2026, 2454 nucleotides long. RefSeq lists its product as hypothetical. Gene Ontology annotation, biological process: DNA-templated transcription; positive regulation of transcription by RNA polymerase II. The transcript is spliced from 5 exons. Gene Ontology annotation, molecular function: zinc ion binding; sequence-specific DNA binding; DNA-binding transcription factor activity, RNA polymerase II-specific. The record is from RefSeq and is a predicted model, not a curated record. Gene Ontology annotation, cellular component: nucleus. The annotation marks the transcript as partial. Lineage: Eukaryota; Fungi; Ascomycota; Pichiomycetes; Pichiales; Pichiaceae.